Corythoichthys intestinalis (scribbled pipefish) is the source of this 5915-nucleotide messenger RNA. It is a transcript of the gene rgs18, whose product is annotated as regulator of G protein signaling 18. The coding region runs from base 118 to 816 and encodes 232 amino acids. Lineage: Eukaryota; Metazoa; Chordata; Actinopteri; Syngnathiformes; Syngnathidae. The transcript is spliced from 5 exons. The record is from RefSeq and is a predicted model, not a curated record.
AAAGAGAUGGGAAAUGAAAUGCAAACGUGGUUUACAGAACGACGAUGACGGCUUCAACGUUUUUCACUGAGCUAUUUGUGGCUUGCUCCUUAACACGCAAAAUGCAGACAGAACAGCAUGGAAACGUUUGUUUUCUUGUUUCCUCAAUUUAACUUCAUGGCCCAAAAGGAGGAAGCGUAUUUCAAAAGUCACGGUCCACGAGACAAGCAAGAACCAACAAUGAAGGCUGAUAAAAGCAGACAGCAAGAAAAGGAGAGGAAGAGCCGUGCUAGUUUCACCAGGUCUGGCUCUCAUGAAAAUGUCAGUCAACAGAAGAAGACCCAACCCAGCAACAUUUCAGCAGAAACGGCUCUGCAAUGGAGCAACUCAUUUGAAGAACUGAUGAAGAACGCAGACGGGGUGGAAACUUUCUCUCAAUUCCUUCGCUCUGAGUUCAGUGAGGAAAACUUAGAGUUCUGGCUGGCGUGUGAAGAAUUCAAGACCUCUGAGUCUGAGAAGAAGCUGCUGUCUAAAGCCAAAAAUAUUUAUACUGUUUUUAUUGAGUCGGAUGCGCCUAAAGAGGUCAACAUUGACUACAGAACCAAGAUGGCCAUCCAGAAAAACUUAGCACAGCCCACAAGCAGCUGUUUCGAAGAGGCUCAGAUGAAAGUCUACAGCCUGAUGAAAAAAGACUCCUAUCCCAGAUUCCUGCACUCGGACCUUUAUUUACGCCUCACAAGCAAAAGAGGACCGGGAAUCCCGAUGUUUCGCAGAAGGUCACGCUCCUGUGUGUUCAACGACCGAGGCGGUGACGGCGCUGAGCCUUCACCGUGGUAGCAAUAACAUUUCAGACAUAGCCGCUCACUCGUAAAAACGAUUAUUACAUUGGUGAUAAUCAGUGGUGAGCUGUAGAAUUUUAAUUGCAUGAUUUGUAUAUGAGAUGGUAAUCAUCCAACGUGUCUGCGAAAUGAAUAAUUUUCUUUUACAAUCAUGCUGGAUUAUUCAACCAAUGUUGGAGCCUGGCGACAAGCCAUUGAUCCACACAAAUAGGGGAUAUUUGGAGAAAUGUGUAAUUGGGUACUACAACUACAUACAGUGUGUAUGUAAAAAUGCAGCUCCAGAUCUCAUCUGUUUAGCAGAUAACUCGUGCUCGUAAUCUUCACAAAACUGUCACUUGAAGUAAUUUCGCCUCAUAAAUGGAAGUCUGAUCAUGUGUUAAUUUCUGGAAGCCGACUGAUGUGUAGAAUUUAACCGUGAAGCAAACCUUUCUUGGAGUGAUACCAUCGUGCCUUCCACUAUUUUUAAUAUCAAGGAUAUGUAUUGUAUGCCCACCAGACACCCAAUCCAGUUAAAAUGUAUGACAGAAAAAAAAUAAGAAUGAAAAAAUUCUGCUCAUAGAAAAGCAAUAACUACAUUACACACAGGAAAGCGGUGACCUCAAACAAGGCCAAACAUUCACAAAAAAGUCAUGUACAAGGCCUUACGGUACUAUUCCUUGUCCUCAUUUUAUUUGUCAGUUCGUUUUGUAGAAUCAUUUGGUAAAUUAUUUCUGUUAAACCCUCCCAGUUCAAAUAAAUGGGACAUCUAUGGCAGUCAAAGUAUUAAAUCAGGUAUUUAACAAGAAUGUCGUUAUAGGAAUCUAAAGUGUGGAUUCUGGUUGAUAAGGUUUCUCUUAAUUAUUACUGAAAGAGCUAAUGAAAAGCUGUUUGGCAGUUUUUGUGUAAUCUUGUUCCCAAAAAACAUGCAAAACUCUCAAAAUUGCACUUUCUUGUAGCAAACAAAAUUACUUUUUCAUAGAUUUGUAUAGCAGACAGUGUUGAUUAUAUUCUGCUGGGGAAAACAUUUCUGAAAUUGUUUAAAAAUAAUAACAAUAAUAACAAUUCACUUUUCUCACCCAGCUGUUUAGAAACAGUUGUUUGAGUCUUCUCAAACAACUGCAUUGUACAUUUCAAAGUUGUCUUAAAAUUGAAAGACACACUUAAAAGUUAAGUAUCGUAUUUUUCGGACUAUAAAUCGCAGUUUUUUUCAUAGUUUGGCAGAGGGUGCGUCUUACACUCUGGAGCGAUUUAUGUGUCCGGGUCGGGCGGACUUCUCUCUCGCUAACUUUUUUUAAAUAAAUAUAUAUUUAUAUAAUUAUACUAAAACGAUCUAUGGAUGUUAAAUAAAAUAAAUAAUUUUCCCCCCCUGGCACCCUCCGCGAGCAUCCUGGUAUUUCCUUUUCGAUAUAGAGCAGCUAGGAGUGAAAAAGUAACUGAAGACGGGAAUUGAAAAGCAAACAACUGCGAAAGGGAUGGGGUAUGGAAAGGACUCAAAUUGAUUGUUGAAGCUACUAUACAGAAACCUGAGUCGGCUUCGCUGAAUGUAAACAAAGGUGCCGCUUUGGUCUCAUACGAGAAAAAUAUUUAACACCUGAUAGCAGACCGACGUUGAAAAGAUGUUGGAUCAACAUUCCACUGUCGAUCUUAUAUUGUUGAAUCAACGUCACUUUUGCACCUUCUUUUAAUGUUGCUUCACUGUUGAAUUCCUUACAAAACCUAAAAUUCAUUUCGAUAAUUAAUACAAUGGAACAACGCUGAAUCAAUGUUAUGUUUUCGACCAAAACGCCCACUCAUCCAUAAUUCAAUGACUUUUCAAACAUAUUUCCCGGUCAAUCAUAAAUCAACAUUAGUUCAUCAACUAUAAAACAAUGUUAACCCAACCAUCGCCUGACAUAUAGUAAAACAAAAUUGUUUCAACGUCACUUGAUGUUGAAAAUUUUGAUGUCAACCAGACUGAUUAUUUUGAUGGAAAAUUAAUGUUUAUUCAAUGUCGGUCUGCUAUCUGGGAAACUUUUCCAGCAUUAUUUCGUUGUGUAAAUGCUAAUGGUGUAACGGUACACGUAAUAGUAUUGAAUCGUUUCGGUACGUGGUGCUCGGUUCAGAACGGACGAAUACCGAAUGAGUUUCUGACGUAAUUUAACCCUUACUUUUCGAGGUUGUGAGCCGAUCGCGUUACAGUUUCUUUGUGUAGAUUAGAUUUACUCCGUCUUCUCUACUAUAAUGAGGACUAACACGGUAGGACACUAUAACCCAGAAACGUCAACGGCGCGACAACGUGGCCGCCGCGAGAACGCAGUGAAACGCGGGUGUUAGAGUCAAUCAGCCAAUGCACACCAGUCGCAGUGCGGCCGACUGUUAGAUGCGUCCCAGAAGGGGCUCAACGCAACGCACGCGAAAAGAACGGCAGAGUUUAUUAUUUGACGCGAGACGCGGCCCUCCUGCGUCAAUACUACUACCGGUAGCUAGGAUCGGGCCGGAAGUCACUCGUGUAAAAAUACGGUGGACCCGGUCGAUUUUUAAACUAAUAUGCAAUCGUAACCUACUUUUUGAGUCCAUCAGAUCGCUUGAGUGGUAGAUCGGGGCACAGUUGACUUAUCUUUGUUGAUUUACUGCUUUCUUCUCUGCUAUAAUAAUAACCAACACGGCCCCGUGUCCAAUACAAAACCCUCCUACCACAACAAAACAAGUAGGAACUAAUAUUCACAUAGGAACUGAAGUUAUACAACAUAAAAUGUACAAUAUAAAUGAAUACUACAUCACAUUUGUAAAAUAUAAACACAUUAUAAAAUAAAUAAUAGCCCAUUUAAAUAAAAUAAAUUGAAAUGAGCUAAAACACCUGUAAUUAAAUCAUAAGAAUAAUACACACAUCCUGCAUACACAAUUAAAUUUAUUCAUUUCUGUGUGGCGCUUUAACUUGAGAAAAUCUGCCAAUAAAGCUUUUGAAAACCGUUCAUAAGAAAAAAAAAAUGUUUCAUUGAGGCAUUUCAUUUGUAAAAUACAUGUAAAAAUCUUUGUCAUUGGGAUUGCUUUUCUCUUUAGCAGAGGACUUUUUUCUUCUUUCAGAAAGAAAUAAAGCUAACCAAUACGCGGGGUCUGGAAGGCAAAUUGUUGUUGGAUUAUCUUUAAAUACCCACUACUUUUUGAGCAGGAUUCUAGCAUAUAGGCUAAUGUUCCUGUUGUUGAAAGCACAAAAGUGUGUAAUAAACAACUAGCACAUUUAUAUUUUUCAUUUUAUUUUCUUACUGUACCGAAAAUGAACCGAACCGUGACCUCAAAACCGAGUUACGUACCGAACCGCGAUUUUUGUGUACCGUUACACCCCUAGUAAAUGCAUUUAUGAUGAUCAUAAAAAUAUGUAGACUACUUAAACAAGGGGAGAAAACUUGCGUUUUUUUUCUGCCAACUCGAGGAAAUAGAAAUAAAUGUCAAAUCCACUAUUCUAUUAAGAUAUAAAUGUUUAUUUAAUAUCCAUCUUACAGUCUUGUUUAACUGGGAGAAUUUGUUACCAAAGACAGGCUUUAAUUUGUUAUCAUUUUGCAUGUAUGCACUGGCAUUGUGACAAAACAUGAUCACACAAAACGCAACCACGCAUCACAUCCCUGCAUUUCCUCCUUCUCAGUCCUCACAAAUAAAACAUAAAAUUUCGUGGUUUUUUUCGGGCUCCUGUCUACAAAUAAAACAUAAAAUUUCGUGCAAGCAAAUUAAGUAAAUUGACCGGGCUCAGGCUGGGUAGGGCUUUAAUACCCGCGGGCCGGUCGGGUGAGGCUGGAUAUUUUAGGCCCAAUCUACCUUCAAGCGUCAUGUAAUGUUAGCAUACCGUACACCUAUUCAGCCUGUUGUUCUCUAUUGUAUUUUAAAUUGCCUUUCAAGAUGUUCUGUUCAUGGUGCUGGAUUCUAUCAAAUAAAUUUCCCCCCAAAAAUGCGACUUAUACUCCGGUGCGACUUAUGUAUGUUUUUUUUCCUUUUCAUUGCACAUUUUUUGGCUGGUGCGACGUAUACUCAGGUACGACGUAUAGUCCAAAAAAUACGGUAGUUAUUUAGAAUACCAUACCUGCCUUUUCUCCCAAGUUGCGUGCAUGUUUAUUUUUUUUUAUUAUUAUCAUUGUAAAUGUUAAGUUCAUCGAGCACCUAUUGUGGAAGGCUGCUUCACAAGUCAGUUUGUUUCUUGAUUUUUUUUUUUAAAUCAGAUAAUAGCAUGGAUGGAAUUCUACCAGCCUGCUGUAUAGCCUUCUGUUCUCCAUCUAUUCCACUGAAUCAGACAUGCUACAUUGCCAGUGAUUUGUCUUCCGCUGGCAAUAUAGCACCUCAUGCAACUUUAAUGUGUUUGAUAUGAGUUACAAGUUCAUUUGACCAUAUCUUAACAAAAAUGAUUCAUUAUUUUAUCCCUCCCGGUGUCCCACCAUCUCCAAACUGUCUUGAAGAGAAAAAGUGUGCAUGUAUGGUAAUAGGAAGGCAAUCAAACUUUCUAAUGAGGGGCUUAGAAAUGCACAUUGAGCUAUAGUUUUCUUGAAUUUACAUAUAGUAUUUCCUAUUGUUUGUCACAAAUUUGCUAUUUAAUACUGAUUAGUUUUUGGAGUCAUGAGAUUCAGUUUGUAUUAUGUUUGGGAAUCAUCCCACACAUUAACUCAUUCACUGCCAUAGACGUCAAUCGAGAUAAUUGCACUGUUGUAAAAUAUAAGACACUCUCAAUUAAAAUAUCGUUUAAAUGAGGCAUGUCUGUGAUCUUAAUUGUUUGAGUGACCAAAUUUAAAUGAGAUUAAAUGUCAUGUAUACAUCACAGCUGGCAAACUUGUGAGCUCCCUUUUUCACAUCGCUGAAAAAUUAAUAGACCUUAUCAACACGCACCACGAGCACAGAAUUAUUUAUGUCAGUGUAUAUGCAUGCACGAGCGAUGCUUUUUCCUGAGACAAAUGUGUAUUAAUUCCAAACCGCCAGUGAACCUCUGGGAUUCUAUAUGCAUCCAGGGAGAAUAUAGUGUAUAUACAACAUGUCCAUAUUCAGAACAUAUGUGCGCAUGCUGCAGCUCAUUAACUGGAGAAGCUGAGCUUUCAAGGAUCCUACAGGGCCCAUCUCAACUUAAGUUACAGUACAAGAUAGCUAACAAUUCCUAUUCAUUUU